Williopsis jadinii is the source of this 2636-nucleotide messenger RNA. It is a transcript of the gene POP1, whose product is annotated as ribonuclease P/MRP protein subunit POP1. The record is from RefSeq and is a predicted model, not a curated record. Gene Ontology annotation, biological process: tRNA 5'-leader removal. The transcript is spliced from 2 exons. NCBI's taxonomy places the organism in Eukaryota, Fungi, Ascomycota, Saccharomycetes, Phaffomycetales, Wickerhamomycetaceae. Bases 180 to 2543 code for a protein of 787 amino acids. Gene Ontology annotation, cellular component: ribonuclease MRP complex; nucleolar ribonuclease P complex. Gene Ontology annotation, molecular function: protein binding.
GGACUAGCGGGACUAGGGGGACUGGUCUAGGCUGUGUUUCGAGGUUGUCAGUCUUUUUUUCUUGUCGUUUCGGCCUAGUCCCACAGCGGUACAAUUUUUCCUUCAACAUCACAGCUUGAGCUACUCGAGCUACCUCUUGUUUGGCUUGUUGGAGGACAACAAGGCCGCUUCAGAGAGAGAUGAAGAAACAAGGCUUCGACUCGAAGAAGUAUAAGCAGAUAAAGAGACGCCAGGCCAGGCAGAUCAAGUCCCAGACACACGAUCCGGCGCUGAACAAAGAUGGUAUACUGAACACGGCGGAGUUUCUCAAAUCGAGGAAGUUUGAGAUCGGGGAGCUGGAGAAGGCCCAGCUGAACUCGAAGUUUGCGUCAUCGACACGGGCAUUCCAGUCGCUACCCAGAACUCUUCGACGCAGAACUGCCUCCCAUAACGUCAAGCGUAUUCCCAAGAGAUUGCGUAAGAGGGCGCUGAGAGAGAUGCAGUCGUCUGAUACUCCAGCAAGCUCGAAGCGUGGGAAACUACGUGGCCGAGAGCUAUACAGAGCUCGCACUGUGUCCUCGCUGUUAAGACUGGCAACAAGGUUGCAAUUGCACAAGCAGCUGCCAGGUAAUACUACACUGGGGCGGCUAAGGAUGAGACAGAGAAUCAAAGAGUUGAAUAAACAACUGAAGAGCAGUAGAGAUGCUGACUCGAUAGACUUCAACAACACAAUCGGAUCGUACGACAUCUCGUCAGUCAAUUCACUCGCAUCACCACCAAGAGGAAAGGUUAAAUACACCAAACGUCAAUUAGAAUUCACAUGGCUGAAUACCCAUGUUUGGCAUGCGAAGAGAGCACACAUGAUCAAAAGAUGGGGGUGGCAGAUCCCUCUUCAGCCGACACAGAAGUGCUUCAGGUCGUCUCAUAGAGCGUUCAAUCUUGACGGGGCAGUAGUUUGGGACAAGAGCUUCAUAGGAACUUGUAUCAUUCAGGGCGAUAACGAAGCAAGCAUCGUGGAACUCGUUAACCAGGUGAUUGUCGGCAAGAAAUGGACCAAACUGAAGAGCGAUGGCCUUUCUAUCAACACAAUGGUCGAAUCUGACGAUGAUAUCAUUGGGGAGAUUACAAUCAUAGCUUUCCAAAGUCCAGCGACAAAGAGAUGUGUCAUCAGGGCACACCCUUCUAUAUACACAGAAGUUUUCAACUUACUGGUCUCUAAACGAACUGAGGACGUUGAGAUCGUCGACUGCAGAUAUGCUCUGGGUUCAAUUGAGAUCACUGGACCUGUUGCCCUAUCUUCAUUGGCCACUGUUCUAAAACCAGUGGAUCCUUCAUCUGCCAAUGCUCAAAUCUUCAAAGAGCUGUGUUGUCAGACGCACCUUCCAGAUAAAACCAUGUUUACUCUGAUGGUACAGGAUCCAAGGCUGGCGAAUAGAACUAAACCUUCACAACGUUCUAACGCUGAUCCCCUCGACUCCUUAAUCAGGAUGAAGGCAACACGUGAGAAUUUGGACCAAUUUACCAUAGAAGCACUGUUAACUUCCAAGGGGAGAAUGGAAUCAUACAAGGAUCAAAAGUCCCUGAAACAGGUUCAAGUCGAAUUGAAUAAACCUGUUGAUGAGAGACAACCUGGUAAACCUAUCCCUGUUAUGCUCUUCAACAACGACGGUGUCUGGACGGUACUGGUUCCAUGGUUUUGGACGUUGCCUAUAUGGCACGCACUGGUCCACAUUGCCCAUGUUAAGCUUGGUGGGUUGAAACAAACACAUCAGCUGAAGUUUGAAUCUGGGAAGUUGUUCUUCCCUGUGGACUUCCCCUUUACACAGGUUGGCGAGUUGGAGAAUAAGCUGAAUGCCGACGUGAAGAGGGAAAAGUGGGCUAAAAAGCCAAAGGGUAAGAGGGUCAACUACGACUCCAUCAAAAUUGGCAACAGCAGAGGUGAAGUUGGGGAUCCAUUCGGAUGUGACUGGAGAUAUCUACAGGUGUUACGGAUUGCCCUGCCACAUGUGACCAACAACAGGUCAAUAUCCAGAACCUCUGUUUGGAAUGAGCAAUUCCAAAGAAAAAUUGAAGAGCUACACGACGUCUACAACCUGAUUGAGGACGUCAAACAGUCCAAAGUGAACAAGCUGUCCAAAUUACCGAUACGCUUAUCAAGCGCAGUGGAGUAUCCAUCCACCAUUGAAUCUCCACUCCCAGUGACCACGAUCAACGUCACUACCCUCUCCAGGGGGUCCAUCGGCGACAACGCACGCCUCUAUUCGAUCCCAACGGAGGAUUUGAGCGAAUGGCUCUCCACCAUUGACUCCAAGCACACCAAUGGCAGGAAGAACCACGAGUCUUACCCACAGUGCCCAUCACCGCAACAUCUGGUCGGGUUCAUCACCUCUGGCACAUACAACCUACACGAGGGCCACGCCACAGGCGUUGGCUGUGUCGACUCGGUGUGGACUACACGCUCAGAGAGGUUCCUUCUACUGAGAAACGUCGGUGUUGAUGUUGUUCGCCUGGUUACCUGGGAAGCCGUCGAUGCCCUCAAGGCCAUGCGCCCUACACGGAGAUGACGCGGGAAUCAAAACAUUACCCGGCUUACACGUGAAACACACUCCAAGUAAAUAGUGCGCCUACCAAAUAAAACGACUAUAAAAGAAAACAAA